Messenger RNA from Olea europaea var. sylvestris, 762 nucleotides. RefSeq lists its product as uncharacterized. Lineage: Eukaryota; Viridiplantae; Streptophyta; Magnoliopsida; Lamiales; Oleaceae. The transcript is spliced from 2 exons. Bases 184 to 735 code for a protein of 183 amino acids. The record is from RefSeq and is a predicted model, not a curated record.
UAUAACUCGAAAUGUUCAUAUUGUGAUUCUUUGUUCUCUAUGGCUGCAGAGUUUCUAUCUAUUAGUGUGAUCAAUCUUAUCGAAUUUUACGUACUAAACACUUGUUUGUCAUUACCAAUCGAGUUUGAUAGAAUAUAUCUCCAUUAUGUUUGCAGGGUUUUUUGCGGAAGUACUUGAGCAAUUAUGGGUAUAGCAAGUAUACUUUCGAGUUGUUUCGGGAACAAUGAGCCCAAGAAGAAGCACGCAAAGGGGACAAUGCCCCCACCUCGCCACGAUGUCAAGAAUGGCCCAAAAUGUUCAGCCGUCAAAGGUGCAAUUCUUUCAUCAGUGCAUCAAAAUGUUAAGAAAUGUGCAACACGUCCAGUUGUAACCGGUACCGUUCCUCCAUCAGCGCAACGUGACGUCAAGAAAUGUGCAAAACGUCCAAUCAUGACAUAUACUAUAUAUUCGUCGGUGGGUAGUGAUGUCGAGAAAUGUGUAAAACGUCCGAUCAUGACAUGUAACAUUCAUUCGUUAGUUCGUCCUAAUAUCGAGAAAUGUAUAAAACGUCGAGUCAUAACAAGUACCGUUCCACCACCGACGCAAUGCAACCUGAAGAUAUGUGUAAAGCCGAAUAGUGAAUGUAGAAGUGGAGCAAGAGCAAAUGAUGGAGCCACAAAGCAAGCAGCAGCUAUUAGCACCACCAUUCAGAUUCCGGUCACACUUCCGUGCACCAUUAACAUUAAAAACAGUUAAUUAAUUUAUUUUUUGUAAUUUAAUAAU